UCUCCUCCUCUCUCUGUAUCUGACUUUGCAAUAAAAAUAAAAUAAAUCUUAAAAAAAAAAAGAAAGAAAAUGCAGAUUCACAGGUCCUGCUCCUGGGUGUGAACAAAGUGAAAUCUGCAUUCCCAGGAGCUGUCUGGGCCACUAGGAUGAAGAGGUCUUGCUGUGUGUCUAGCUUGGCUUUUGCUUCAAGAUGACACUAACAGUGUCUGGUGGCUCCGCGGGGCUCCCUGGGAUGGAGAUAGGGCUGGAAUCAUACCAGCUGCCCGGCUUGGUUCCUGGGGUGGCACCUUCCAGAGCUGGGCCUGAAGCCAGGUCCCCGGGCGCUGGGGGCUCUGCCCCCUGAGGCAGUUUGCAUGAGCAUCUUGGUAGUGCUCACCAGGGGGCUGUCAAAAUAGCCCAAGCAGACCCCAACCAGCUCCUUGUCUCUGAUGCUGCUUCCAGAUGUAAGAGCUUGCUUGCUGUGGUCCCCAGUGCUAGAACAACCCAUGCAGUUCAGCCUGGGCCAGCACCAUGCCCUGCACCCUCCAGAAUCAUGAGCUAUGCAAAUGGAUUUUCUUUGGAAUGUGAGCUGCCUCAGGUGUACUGCUGAGAAGCGUCAUGCUGCUUGAUGCAUAGUACAUGAGACCCCUCUCUGAGCGAGGCUGCUUUCCGUCAUGCCAUACCCCCUCAACUAGCCUUUCCAGCCCCCAGUGCUGGUUUCAGCUCUGUUUCCUAGAAAGCCAUGAGAAUCUACUCCCUGGGUUUCCUGCCCCCUGGUGAGAAGACCCUUCGAACUGUCCUUCCUUGCCCUUGUUCAGAAGCCAGUGGGCAGCAGAAAUGUUGUGAGUGGCAUUUUAGGGUCCCCAGGGAAAGCUUCCUGUCCACCAGGGUGGGUUUAUUCUUAAAGUGACGCCCCUGUGCCCACUACCAAGGAAGAGGGAUGCCCUUGUGAGCAGAUGGCUUCCAGGGCCAUUUUCUGGGUCUGUACCAAAGGUGUCCUUCUUUCUCUUUUUAAAAAUUUUAUUCAGUUUUACCUACUUGAAAAGCAGAAUAACACAGAGAGAAAAAGACAGAUGUCUUGAUCCACUGGUUUGUUUCACCAAAUGUCCAUAUCAGCUACGGCUGAGCCAGGACCAAGUCAGGAGCCUGGAAUGGCAGCCCUUUAGUUACCAGGACCCCAAGCGCUGAGACCAUGAUGCGCUGCCUGGCACGGUGCACAUUGGCAGGAAGCUGGAUCAGAAGUGGAGCAGUGUCCCACAACCAGGCAAUCUCACAUGGCAGGCAGGCAUCCCAGGUGGCAUGCCACCCUGGGCUCAGGUCUUCUCCAGAUUCCUUCAGCCCUGGCACUCCACAUGCCUCCAUCUACAACAUAAUCUUGACCUUUUCCAGUUCUGACCCUAUUUAAUACAGACACAUUUAAUGGGGAUCAGUUAUUCUGCUAGGAACAGUACAUAUGGCAGAGAAAAACAUCAAUGCUGUUAGGCGAAUAUGAUAACCAUCCCACUAUGGAAACUUGUAACAUCAAUGCUAUGUUUCCUGUCUCUCUUUUUAAUAAUUUAAAAAUUAUCAGGGAACCCACUGCCCCUGGAUUGCAAAUGCAUCAGUAGGGCCUAGUACUGGGAAGCAGGGUGGGAGAGUGUGUCUAAUGAGAAAGUAUCUUGUGCAAAAGCAGGAAUGGGAAAAGUACUGCUGAGGCCAGCAGUUGUGCUAAGUCCUGCCAGGAAUCUUGCCUGAAUAGAAGCUGGUCCCUGCUCUCAGAAGAUGCAUCAUGGGCGGGGAGGGGUGGAGCUUGGGGAAUGGUUGAAUGCCAUGCGAACACUGUAAUGGAGAUGGAGCCAGAAUGGCAAGCCAGGGAGCUCAAGUUGCACCUGCAGGAGAGUGAGGGCCACUCAAGGCCACACUGGUCUAUGAAGGGCCAGUGGAACAGGACAAGCUGCUGAGACUUCCUGCACCCCGAGGCCCAGGAGCAGUCCAGGUAGAGGCAUGGGAUGGAGGCUGAGGGCAGAGAAUGACCACAGGGCAGUGAUAGAAAGAGUGUAGGUGUCACCAGGUGGAGGACAGCUUGAGCUGCCCCUGUGUAAGAUGAGGGGUUCAAGAAUUAAAUCCCCUUUCUUGUGAACUGUCCCCAAAUUCGCUUUUACUCUUGUGUAGAGAUCUCAACGUCAUUUUGAAGAGUUGGCACUUCUGGGGCCUAAAGAGCCAGGAAGACUUCUGACCAGAGCACCAGAGGGCUGCCUCUGGCAGAAGGGUACAGGGGUCAGGGGCAGCAGACUGAUGGGCCAGUGCUCCCUGCCAAGAUCCAGGAGGGCACCAGCGGGGUCUGGAAGCUGAGCAGUGGCUGCAGAAUCAUAGCCAAUGCUGGAGGGAUCCUGCAUUGCCACAGGGGCUACCAGCUGCCCCCAUGCCAGCCAGAGGCUUCUUCCCAUGGAAGUCAAAGGACACCAGUGUGACCUAGCCUGCCUGGAUGGAUGCUGAGGACAGACACGCUGGGGAUAUAACUCCAGGUCAAGCUGCAGCCAAUUGAGUGAGCUCAGGAGGGGCUGUGCACAGAACCGCUACAGAUGCACAAAAGGAUGUUUCUAGAUGUUAUGGUUGGGGGGCAGAGCAGGGAGGGAUAGGAAACAACAAGUUCACAGAAGCGGCAGUUUACCAUGACUGCACACUGCUGGCAGGGCAUGAAGACUCAGCCAGGAGGGAAGAGAGGCAGGAGGCUGCCCGGAGUGUGCCCCAGGUUCCCACCUCUCCCAGGCCAUUUCAUCUGGGGAAGUCAGGGACCUGGCAGCUUCCUCUGUGGCCUGAAGCUCCCCCGUGUGGAAGGUGAGCAAUGCAUUCAUUCAUUCAUUCAUUCAUUCAUUCAUUCAGCAUACUCAUCAGAUGGACCCCUUGCAAGGCUGUAGGCUGGGGAGAGCAAAACCAAACCUGCCUUCAAGGGGUGGAGUGGGGAGGGAAGCCUCAUGCACAGGGAGGGAGCAGGGGUGCUUUCAAAUGCAGCCCUGGACAAGGGGGCGGUGUGCAGGCAGGUUGCCCUGAAGGAACUUGGUAGGUUCCCACCAUGGUGCUGGGCAUGGCUGCUCAAGCACUGUAGUGGGUCUGAGCAAAAAGGAUUAGUGGGAAGAUGUGUAGGGAUGCCAAUGCUCUGAGAAGGUAAGGAAGGUUCCAGAACAGUCAUGAGGCACCCACAAGAUUAGUGUAGGACAGAGGGUGUGAAAGAGCAGGAGAGAAGAAUGAACAAAAUAAGUGGCCCUGGGAUUAAGGGUGGGUCUUCCUGCAGACCUGGCAGAGUUGGCCCAAUGGGAGAUGACCUGAAGCCCAACUUGAUGACUGGCAGGCGAGCUGGGGCAGGACUGCUGAGCUGGAAGAACUGGGCAUCCCCUUAACCUGGAGGGUGGCACUCAGUAGAUGGAGCUGUGUGCUCUAAAACUGAGAUCAGUCAACAGGGGCCUGAGUGUGGCCUGCAAAGCCUGAAAUAUUUACCCACGAGUCCUUCGCAGAACGCAAGCGUGGCAAUCGAGCGGCAUAAACCAAAGCUUCUCAAUGUGACUUUGCCGUGGGCUGGUCACAGGAGGGCACAGAGCCUUCCGGGUACAAACUCUAGUUUGUGAUGCCGACUUUUCGGUGGGCAAGGAGCCAACGCUACAAGCAGAUUUUCCACGAGGUCCAUGCAUGACCUCAAAAGAUUUAAUAACCGCUGCAGGGCAAUAUGUGCUGCCGGGAGCAUGGCCGAGAGCCGCUGCCGCUGCAGGGGUAAGCUAAGGAGCAACUACCUGUGUGCCUUGCCCACCGAAUCAGCUUUACACUGUCAGGUGUCAGAAGGUUGCUUGAAACUCAACGUGGUCUCUCCGCGACUGUUUUCCUCCUAGGGCCAUAGAAGGCCUGAAUUCUCCCGAUGCUGCCAGCCCACUCUUGUCCUCUGUGACUCAGGAUCAUGGCAGAUCACCUUGACCUUCUCAUAGGAGCGGUGCUUAUGGUGCGUCCUGUGUUUGGAAUUGUUCCCUGCUCCUUUGACGGGCAGGUGGCUUUCUAUCGUUUCUGCAACCUCACCCAGGUUCCACAAGUCCUCAACAGCACGGAGAGUCUCCUGCUAAGCUUCAACUAUAUCAGGACAGUCACCACCUCAUCCUUCCCCCUCCUGGAGCAGCUGCAGCUGCUGGAGCUUGGGACCCAGUACACCCCCUUGACCAUUGCCAAAGAUGCCUUCAGGAACCUGCCCAACCUUAAGAUCUUGGACUUGGGCCAAAAUCAGUUCAGCGCCUUGCAUCCAGAUGCCUUCCAGGGGCUCCCCCAUCUGACUGAACUUCGGUUAUUUGGCUGUGGUCUAUCUGAUAUUGUAUUAAAAGAUGGUUAUUUCCGAAAUUUAAAUUCCUUGUCUCGCUUGGACCUAUCCAUGAAUCAGAUUCAAAGUCUUUCCCUUCAUGCUUCAUUUGCAGACUUGAAUUCCUUAAAGUCGGUAGAUGUCUCCCUCAAUCGAAUAGUAGUUGUGUGUGAGAGUGAGCUCCGGCCCCUCCAGGGGAAAGAGCUCUCUUUCUUCAGCCUGGCAAACAAUAACCUGUACAACAGAGUGCCCGUGGCCUGGGAGACAUGUCGGAAUCCAUUCAGAGACAUGGUGCUGGAGACUUUGGACGUUUCAGGCAAUGGCUGGACUGCAGACAUCACUGGAAACUUCAGCCAGGCCAUCAGCGGGAGCCAGACUUCCUCUCUGAUGCUCGCCUACCACAAUAUGGGUGCUGGAUUUGGCUUCAGCAACAUCAGGGACCCUAACCAGGGCACAUUUGCUGGCCUGGCCAGAAGCUCAGUGUUGAGUUUGGAUCUGUCGCACGGAUUUAUCUUCUCCCUGAAUCACAGACUCUUUGAGGGGCUCAGAGUUUUGAAGGUUUUGAACCUCGCCCACAACAAGAUAAAUAAGAUUGCAAGUGAGGCCUUCUACGGACUUGACAAACUCCAGAUUCUUAACAUGUCCCAUAACCUUCUGGGGGAGCUCUAUAGUUCUAACUUUGAUGGCCUGCCUGAGCUCACCUAUAUUGAUCUCCAAAAGAAUCACAUCGGCAUCAUCCAGACCCAAACAUUCCAAUCCCUGGAAAAACUGAGUAUGUUGGAUCUCCGGGACAAUGCGCUUACAACCAUCUCUUCUCUUCCAAACAUUCCUACCCUCCUUUUGGCAAACAACAAACUAGUGUCUUUGUCAGACACUCACCUUACAGCCAAAUUCCUCCAGUUAACAGAAAACAGAUUAGAAAACCUGGAUGAGCUCUACUUCCUUCUCCAGAUACCCCACCUCCAGAUUCUCAUCUUGAAUGAAAAUCGCCUUUCUUCCUGUACUCAAAGUCACCCAUUGGCAGAGAAUCUCAGCUUAGAACAGCUUUUCCUUACAGGAAAUAUGUUGCAGCUGGCCUGGGAAUCUGGGUGUGGUUGGGAUCUUUUCCAAGGGCUUUCUCACCUACAAAUUCUGUAUCUGGACGAUAACUAUCUUAAUUUCCUUCCACCUGGAGUGUUUAGCAACCUGACUGCCUUGAAGAUCCUUAACCUCAACUCCAACAGGCUGACAGCUCUUGCCCCCGGCAGUUUCCCUGCCAGUUUAGAGAGUUUGGAUGUGUCCAGAAACCAGCUGCUCUCUCCUGAUCCUGAUUUGUUUGUCUCACUUCGCACCUUGGACAUUACCCAUAACAAGUUCAUCUGUGUGUGUGAACUUAGCAGGUUUACCAGUUGGCUUAAUCACACCAACGUCUCUAUAUUGGGAUCUCCUGCUGACCUUUAUUGCAUGUACCCCGACUCGUUCUUGGGGGCCUCACUCUACUCUAUCUCCACUGAGGGUUGUGAUGAAGAGAAAAUCCUAACGUUGCUCAAGUUCUCCCUCUUUGUUCUGUUUACUGUCACUUUGACUCUGUUCCUCUUGACCACUCUCAUGGUCACAAAAUUCCGGGGCAUUUGUUUCCUCUGUUAUAAGACGGCUCAGAGGCUGGUGUUUGGGGACUACUCCCAGGAAACAGAACUCAAUGAAUACAAAUAUGAUGCCUACCUGUGCUUCAGCAGCAAAGACUUCGAGUGGGUGCAGACGGCUCUGCUCAAACAUCUGGACAGACAAUACAGUGACCAAAACAGAUUCAACCUCUGCAUUGAAGAAAGAGACUUUGUCCCGGGAGAAAACCACAUCACCAACAUCCAGGCUGCUGUCUGGAGCAGUAGGAAGAUAGUCUGUCUGGUGAGCAGACACUUCCUUCGGGACGGAUGGUGCCUGGAAGCAUUCAGUGUUGCCCAGAGUCGGUGUGUGUCUGAUGUCAGCAGCACCCUCAUCAUGGUGGUAGUCGGAUCUCUGAGUCAGUAUCAGCUGAUGAAGCAUCCAUGCCUCCGAGGCUUCGUGCAGAAGCAGCAGUACUUGAGGUGGCCUGAGGAUGCCCAAGAUGUCGACUGGUUCCUCAGUAGACUGUCUCAAUGCAUAGCGAAGAAGGAGAAACCAAAGAAGAGAGGUGAAAGCAUUGUGCUGCAAACAGUGGCCACCGUCUCCUAGUCCAAGCAGCAGUUUGCAAUUGAUCUGAAGCCACAAAUAGCUCUUCAUGAAGUCUGUCUCCUACUGUGUGACAACAGCAUAAAUCUCUGGAUAUUCAUGUCAUGUGUCACUGACCUCCAAGUGGAAAAUAAGAGAUCUAGAAAAAUCAGCACUGCCCCCUUGAGGUUCUCUUUGCCACUGAUUCCCUUUCAGCCCCGAUAAUACUGCUCUCUCCUGAGGUAUCAGCUGCAGUAAGCACCCUCAACAGCAGAAGAGCACCGUGGGAGAACUCAUGGAUAAUGUGUGGUACGCUUGCUCUAGCAUUCAGUCAAAAAAGGGCUGAUCUAUUACUCCAGAUUUUUAUGUUUUGCAAAAACAAGGCUACAUAAAAAGCAAAAGAAAAGAGCAGGUGCAGGCUUUUCUCUCUCUCUCUCUCUCUCUCUCUCUCUCCCUCUUAGGCAUAAGAGGGGCCCCCUAAGACACAGAUGCCUGCCAUUAUUGUGUCCAUACCAUCCUGUCUCAUGUGGGCGCACCCCGUGGCCCAUGUGCAUUCUCUGGCACACUACCUUUAUUUCAUCUUGGCAUUCAAGACCACUCAUGACUCAGUACAAACCAACUUCUUCCCUUUUAGUCCUCA
This is a messenger RNA of Ochotona curzoniae (black-lipped pika), 7097 nucleotides long. RefSeq names its product toll like receptor 5 (gene TLR5). Gene Ontology annotation, molecular function: protein binding; transmembrane signaling receptor activity. NCBI's taxonomy places the organism in Eukaryota, Metazoa, Chordata, Mammalia, Lagomorpha, Ochotonidae. Gene Ontology annotation, biological process: immune response; toll-like receptor signaling pathway; inflammatory response. The record is from RefSeq and is a predicted model, not a curated record. Bases 3905 to 6481 code for a protein of 858 amino acids. Gene Ontology annotation, cellular component: membrane. The transcript is spliced from 3 exons.